GCGGCCAUGGACCCGUCCGUGGAUCCGGGCUGGGAGCCGGGCGAGCCGGGCGAGCCGAGCUGGGCCCGGCCCGGGGCGGCGCUGGGCGGCCGGGGGCUGCUGGCGCUGGCGGCGGCCAGCGGGGCGGCCGUGUGGGCCACCUGGGCCGUGCUGCUGAUGCCCGGCUUCCGCCGCGUCCCGCUGCGCCUGCAGGUGCCGUACCAGCCCUCCAGCCCCCGGCAGGUGGCCAACACCCUGGCGCUGCUGCGGGGCCGCGCCGGCAAGACCGUGGAUCUGGGGUCCGGAGAUGGACGGCUCGUGCUCGAGGCUUACAAGCAGGGGCUGAGGCCAGCCCUGGGCUAUGAGCUCAACCCCUGGCUGCUGUGCCUGGCCAACUACCGUGCCUGGAGGGCUGGCUACCACGGGAAGGUCUCCUUCCUGAAGAAGGAUCUGUGGAAGGUGAAUCUCUCUGACUGCCACAACGUGAUCGUGUUCCUGGCCCCCAGUGUGAAGCCUCCCUUGGCCAGCAAGCUCCUGGCAGAACUGCCCGACGACGCCCGGGUGGUGGCCGGCCGCUACCCCUUCCCCUCCUGGAGCCCCAGCAGCACCCUGGGCCAGGGGCUGGACCAGGUCUGGGCCUAUGACAUCGAGGAGGUGCGGAGAGAAGUGCAGGGCAAGGCCCAGGAAAGCCAGGUCUGACCCCAGCCUCGUUAAGCCCAGUUUAACAGCAGCCUCCUUAAGCCUGGCUUUAAGGGUGGAGCCACUCCAGCCCUUGGCUCAGCUCAGGACAGAAGUGCUUGGCCAGCAUUUCUCCUGAGGACUUGCAGGGUGGCAGAUCUUCAUUUUUCCAGAGUGUGAGCAAAGCAAGAGAGGAACAAAUCAGACCUAGAAAUCCUGGGGUUAAUGCAGGAUUUAAGGGAUGAAACUCCAGUGCCUCUUUUAAGAUGAUUGCUGCUUUAUUUCAAUUUAAGUUUUAGAAAUAAAGUUCUGGUUGAUUGUA
Messenger RNA from Haemorhous mexicanus (house finch), 979 nucleotides. It is a transcript of the gene ANTKMT, whose product is annotated as adenine nucleotide translocase lysine methyltransferase. Gene Ontology annotation, molecular function: protein-lysine N-methyltransferase activity. Bases 7 to 678 code for a protein of 223 amino acids. NCBI's taxonomy places the organism in Eukaryota, Metazoa, Chordata, Aves, Passeriformes, Fringillidae. The record is from RefSeq and is a predicted model, not a curated record. The transcript is spliced from 5 exons. Gene Ontology annotation, cellular component: mitochondrion. Gene Ontology annotation, biological process: peptidyl-lysine trimethylation; positive regulation of proton-transporting ATP synthase activity, rotational mechanism; regulation of mitochondrial ATP synthesis coupled proton transport.